Molecule: messenger RNA, 3399 nt
Organism: Nomascus leucogenys (northern white-cheeked gibbon)
Lineage: Eukaryota; Metazoa; Chordata; Mammalia; Primates; Hylobatidae
Product: zinc finger protein 814
Biological process (GO): regulation of transcription by RNA polymerase II
Molecular function (GO): DNA-binding transcription factor activity, RNA polymerase II-specific; RNA polymerase II cis-regulatory region sequence-specific DNA binding
Source: RefSeq, a predicted model, not a curated record
AUUUUGAUUGGUGUUGGGUUUGUCAGAGAAGCUCGGGAGCGCUAGGUCGGCGUUGCGGUGACUGAACCCAGAAGGCGGAGAGCAGUUGUCCUCCGCUGCACAGAGGCGACUCUGGAGCUCUGUGACAGCGCCCAGCGUGACCCACUCCUGGGCCAGGAUAGGGACCGUCGUUCCCAUAUCUCCUGGCUGGUCGCCCUCUCCUCCCGACGCUGCUUAAAACCACGUGGUUCGAUGGCUGCGGCGGCCACGCUGAGGCUCUCCGCUCAGGGCACAGUGACUUUUGAAGACGUGGCUGUGAACUUUACCUGGGAGGAAUGGAAUCUCCUUAGUGAGGCUCAGAGAUGCCUGUACCGUGAUGUGACCCUGGAGAACCUGGCACUUAUAUCCUCCCUGGGUUGUUGGUGUGGAGUGGAAGAUGAGGCGGCACCUUCUAAGCAGAAUAUUUAUAUACAAAGAGAGACUCAGGUCAGGACUCCUAUGGCAGGUGUGUCUCCCAAGAAGGCCCCCCACUGUGAGAUGUGUGGCCCCAUCUUGGGAGACAUUUUGCAUGUGGCAGAUCAUCAGGGAACACAUCACAAGCAGAAACUGCACAGGUGUGAGUCCUGGGGGAAUAAAUUGUAUGACAGUGGAAACUUUCAUCAGCCCCAGAAUGAGUACAUUGGUGAGAAGCCCUACAGAGGCAGUGUUGAGGAGGCAUUGUUUGUGAAGAGGUGUAAGUUCCAUGUGUCAGGGGAGUCAUCUGUCUUCAGUCAGAGUGGGAAGGACUUUUUGCCCAGGUCAGGAUUACUCCAGCAGGAGGCCAGUCACACUGGGGAGAAGUCAAAGAGCAAAACUGAGUGUGUGUCUCCCAUUCAGUGGGGGGGAGCUCACUAUAGCCGUGGAGAAUCCAUGAAACAUUUUAGCACCAAACAUAUCCUCAGUCAGCACCAGAGACUUCUCCCUAGAGAAGAAUGUUAUGUGUGCUGUGAAUGUGGGAAAUCCUUUAGCAAAUAUGUUAGCUUCAGUAAUCAUCAGAGAGUUCACACUGUGAAAAGACCUUAUGAAUGUGGAGAAUGUGGGAAAUCCUUUAGCAAAUAUGCUAGCUUCAGUAAUCAUCAGAGAGUUCACACUGAAAAAAAACAUUAUGAAUGUGGUGAAUGUGGGAAAUCCUUUAGCAAAUAUGAUAGCUUGAGUAAUCAUCAGAGAGUUCACACUGACAAAAAACAUGAAUGUGGAGAAUGUGGGAAAUCCUUUAGUCAAAAGAGCAGCCUCAUUCAACAUCAGCGAUUUCACACUGGAGAAAAGCCUUAUGGGUGUGAAGAAUGUGGGAAAUAUUUUAGUUCAGAAGGACAUCUUAGGAGCCAUCAACGAGUUCACACCGGAGAAAGACCUUACAAGUGUGGAGAAUGUGUGAAGUCUUUCAGUCAUAAGCGCAGCCUUGUUCACCAUCAGCGAGUUCACAGUGGAGAAAGACUUUAUCAGUGUGGAGAAUGUGGGAAAUCUUUCAGUCAAAAGGGCAACCUCGUUCUACACCAGCGAGUUCACACUGGAGCAAGACCUUAUGAGUGUGGAGAAUGUGGGAAAUCAUUUAGUUCAAAAGGACAUCUUAGGAACCAUCAGCACAUUCACACUGGAGACAGACUUUAUGAGUGUGGAGAGUGUGGGAAAUCUUUUAGUCAUAAGGGCACCCUCAUUCUACAUCAGCGAGUUCACCCUAGAGAAAGAUCUUAUGGGUGUGGAGAAUGUGGGAAAUCUUUUAGUUCAAUCGGGCACCUUAGGAGCCAUCAGCGCGUUCAUACUGGAGAAAGGCCUUAUGAGUGUGGAGAAUGUGGGAAAUCUUUUAGUCAUAAGCGCAGCCUUGUUCACCAUCAGCGCAUGCACACUGGAGAAAGACCUUACAAGUGUGGAGACUGUGGGAAAUCUUUUAAUGAAAAAGGACACCUUAGGAAUCAUCAGCGAGUUCACACUACAGAAAGACCUUUUAAGUGUGGGGAAUGUGGGAAAUGUUUUAGUCACAGGGGUAACCUCAUUCUACACCAGCAUGGCCAUACUGGAGAAGAGCCUUAUGUGUGUAGGGAAUGUGGAAAAGUAUUUAAGCAGAAGUCUCACCUCCUUGUACACCAGAGAAUUCACACUGGAGAAAAGCCAUAUGCUUGUGAAGCUUGUCAGAAAUUUUUUAGAAACAAGUACCAACUCAUUGCACAUCAGAGAGUUCACACUGGAGAAAGGCCUUAUGAAUGCAAUGAUUGUGGAAAAUCAUUUACCCACAGCUCUACAUUCUGUGUUCAUAAGCGAAUUCACACUGGAGAAAAGCCUUAUGAGUGCAGUGAAUGUGGAAAAUCUUUUGCUGAAAGCUCCAGUUUCACUAAACACAAGAGAGUUCACACUGGAGAAAAGCCUUAUGAGUGCAGUGAAUGUGGAAAAUGUUUUGCUGAAAGCUCCAGUCUCACUAAACACAAGAGAGUUCACACUGGAGAAAAGCCUCAUAAAUGUGAGAAAUGUGGGAAAUUAUUUAAUAAGGAGUCUCGCCUCCUUGUACACCAGAGUUCACACUGGAGAAAAGCCAUAUGAGUGUGAGGAUUGUCAGAAAGUUUUUAGCAAGAAGGACCACCUCAUUGCACACCAGAGAGUUCACACUGGAGAAAGGCCAUAUGAAUGCAAUGAUUGUGGGAAGUCAUCUACCCACAGCUGCAUUCUGUGUUCAUAAGAGAGUUCACACUGGUCACACCACCUUAUGAGUGCAGUGAAUGUGGGAAAUCCUUUGCUGAAACUUUCAGUCUUGUUAAACACAGGAGAGUUCACACUGGAGUAAGGUCUUGUGAUUGCAGCAAAUGUGGAAAAAAAGUUACCUGAAGGUCUUCUCUCCUUGAAUAUCAGAGAGUUCAUACUAGACAAAUGAAAUACAUUUGGGCAAUUUUGUAGCCACACCUCUGUGCUCCUUCAAGGUCAGAGAGUUAACACUGGAUCAGGGCCUUACCAAUGUGACAUGUGAGAUAUUUAUGUAGAAAUCUAGCUUCAUAACACACAGGAGACUUCCCACUGCAGAAAUGCCUUUUGAAUAUAAUGAAUGCAAGAAAGCCUUCAGCCUUCUUUUUUGGAGCCUCGAACAUUGACAUGAGAAAAACACCAUAGAUGUAUAUGGAAUGUUAUUUCUUUUUCAGUGUAACCCUUUGAGGGUGCCACCUACCUAGAUUUAAUGUCAUUUAUUGAGCAUCUGCAAAAGUUCCAAGCAUGCGGCAGCUAAAGUGCAUUUUUCACUCUACCCAGGCACCUUGCUAGAUUUUUUUUGACAGGGUGUCACUGUGUCACUCAGGAUGGCGUGCAGUGGUGCGUUCACAUUUCACUGCACCCUCGAUCUCCCAGGCUUAAGUGAUUCUGUUGCCUCAAAUUCCUGAGUAGCUGAAACCAUAGGCAUGCACU